Molecule: messenger RNA, 1718 nt
Organism: Saccostrea cuccullata (small rock oyster)
Lineage: Eukaryota; Metazoa; Mollusca; Bivalvia; Ostreida; Ostreidae
Exons: 3
Source: RefSeq, a predicted model, not a curated record
UUUUAACAGGGUCUCUUUGUUUGUGUUAUACUGCAUAUUUAAAAGAAUGGAAAAAGCAGCAGCCAGCGGAUUUCAGAAACAGAAAUCAGAGUCGAAAUCUGAAAAUGAUAUUUCUAUGCAUGCUUCCGACAAAAAUUUGCAGAAGAAAGUAGAGGAUGUGCAAAGAUACGAAAGAUAUUGUCCAAGAGUUGUCAGUGUCUUCCGAUCCGGAGAGAGAGAAAGUGAAAGAGAAUUAAAAAUCACAAAAUAUCAAUUCAAAAGGUGGACUUUCCUCGUGACAGCAAAAGAAUCUAAGGAUAUUUUGAAAAAGAAGUUAGAAGAUAUUCAGACAGAAAUUACACUGAAAAUAGCCAAUGCUUGUUGUACAGUUGAGUAUUUCUCAAGGCAGCAUGAGAAAAAUUUCGAAUCCUGGGUAGAGAGAUGUUCUAAGGUAACAGAAGCGUGUUUCAGAGAUUUAGAAUUGUUAUCUGUCAAUGGAGAAGUGGAAGCAAUCCAACAUCUUUCAAAACAGAUACAGAAAGCAAAUGAAGAUCAUUUUAUUUCAUUAUUUGAGAUGAAGGGUGUUAGCGGCAUUUUCCUACUAGGAAGAGGAGAACACAUUAUUGAGGUUAUUUUAGCCUCGCACGCAUAUUUCAAAAACUUCAUUAUACAAAGACCCGAGAACAAUGAAAACAUUGCAUAUAAGGUAUUUGACAUCUCUUCACUGCAAUGUCGUUGUAUGGCAGCGUUUAAUGGAAUUGAACAGACAAAAGAGAAAUACCCGUACCUGAAAGUUUAUCAAAGUGGUGAGAAUGUCAAGAUGAUUGGAAAUGAAAAUGACUGUGCAGCAGCAUCAGAAUUUCUGAAAACAAAUGGCUGGAUGACGGGUGUUCAAUAUGGAAGAUGCAAACAGCUUAUCUGUUUUGAAUUCUUUUUGAAGAGAGUAAAUGUGCAAGCCUUUAUUGAUGGUGGAAUAACAAAGUAUGCUGGUACAUGGGCAGUUACUAAAUGUACCGAACCUUUGAACAAUGAAUUAGUUUUCAUAUAUGGGAAAACUAGAUCUGAUGUGGAAGGGAUAUUGAAUGUUAUCUUAGAAUCUAUCAAAAUCAAAGAGAUUUCAAUUACCUCUGCGGCAUGUAAUGAGAAAAAUAUACAAAAAUGGAAAGCGUAUGCUGAGAAAUUUGAACAGAGUUUUGGGGGAAAAUUUAGUUUGCAAAUUAGCACCCAGAAAGAUCCAGGACUUGUUGCAUAUUUUGUCUUCACUGCUGACCUUGAAGAUGAGGAAAGUUUAAAGAUACUUGUAAAUGAAAUCGAAUUAGAAAUACCAAGAAAGGAAAAGAUUUCAGUGGAACCAAAACAUUUGAUUUGGCUUCAAAAAUGCUAUUUUGAUAUUUUGAAAACAGAGGCGAAGAAAAAUGGCAUUGAUUUAAAAUUUGUUUCGAAAAAUAAUGUACAUCAAGUGGAAAUCACAGGUCUUUCUACCGCUUUAAUGGAGAUAAAACAUUUAAUUCAUUCAAUCUGUCCGAAAGAACAGAAUAUAUUGCUCCCCUUUGCAUCUUUACCUUCCAAGGUCACAGAUUUUCUGCGCGAUUCCCAAUGCUGCUUUGAGUACUGUCCAUUUAAAAAUUCACGAUUGUGGAUAAAAGGGACUACAGGAAUAGUCGUUUACAAAGGCGAGUACGGAACAGAUUGCCUCUACUCUCUACUCCAAGUGAGGGCAUUGGAGUCUGAAGGAAAAG